Molecule: messenger RNA, 2591 nt
Organism: Rhopalosiphum padi (bird cherry-oat aphid)
Lineage: Eukaryota; Metazoa; Arthropoda; Insecta; Hemiptera; Aphididae
Product: sphingomyelin synthase-related protein 1-like
Exons: 6
Coding region: 382-1809 (475 amino acids)
Biological process (GO): ceramide biosynthetic process
Cellular component (GO): endoplasmic reticulum membrane; Golgi membrane
Molecular function (GO): ceramide cholinephosphotransferase activity; protein binding; sphingomyelin synthase activity
Source: RefSeq, a predicted model, not a curated record
CAUCUUUCAUUGAAUAAAGUAUGCGAGAUGCGAAUACUAUUCGCCGAAUAGUAUUAGUACACAGUUUACUGGCAGUAGUCGCAGUGGCUUAAUAUGCAUUGUUGCAGUUUUAGUUAUUAGUCAACACUCGCUACUUACUAGUCGCUCGGUAGGAGCAUUACUGUCUAGUCUUAACUACGUAUUGACGUAGUCGUCGUUCUUCGGAUUUGAUUAGAUGUACUGUAAGACUUCAUUGUCCUCAAUCGUUUAUACUUACAUUUCUCUAACUUUUGAAGUGCAUUAAAAAUUGACAUUAUUACGCGCCAUGAGUUUAAAAUUAAUUUUUUUUAUUAAAUAUUCACAUAGUUUGUCUAUCAAUAGUACUUUUUAAAAAAAGUGAUAAUGGAACCUGUAGUUAAUUGGAAUCCACGAGAAGUGUCCAAUUGGUUGGAGAAAAAGGGUCAUAGUAAAUAUUCUCGAAUACUUACAGAAGAUCAUUGCAUUGAUGGCCGUGCUCUAUUACUUAUCAAUGAAGCUGACUUAAAAAGUCCACCUAUAAGUAUUAAUGUCUUAGGGGAUAUAAAAAGAUUAAUGUUGGAUAUUCGUCAGUUAAAAGUAGAAAAUCGACAGACCCUUUUACAACUUGGAUUUGAUCCUAUAUCGCUACUUACAAAACCUGUAUGCGGUGCACAUGUUUAUGGAACUCAAUUUCGACCAGAUCCAUUCAAUUUUUAUGAUGAUAUACAUAUGAAUCAUGGAUCUGAUGUAACUGCCACGUCUUCCCAUAGUUCAGAAUUUGAAGAAGAUAGACGAUUAAAACCUGAGAUAUGGAAAGCUCUUAUUGCGAUGGGCUACCUGUUCACUGUAACGUGGAUUACGGCGUUCGUCAUGGUGAUCGUCCAUGAUCGCGUGCCUGAUAUGAAGAAAUAUCCCCCGUUGCCCGACAUUUUCCUGGACAACGUGCCUUACAUCCCUUGGGCAUUUCAUAUGUGUGAACUGACAGGCACCGUGUUGUGUUUCGUAUGGCUCGCCGUAUUGGUCUUCCACAAGCAUCGUUUCAUAUUGCUGAGGCGGUUUUUCGCUCUUUCGGGUACAGUCUUCCUGUUACGGUGCAUCACAAUGAUUAUAACUUCCUUGUCCGUGCCGGGGACACAUCUAGAAUGCACACCACGGAAGAAACCAGCGUAUCUAGAUGAUGGAAAUUUUUUGGGUGAAAUGGUGUACAAAAUGCAACAAGCAUAUGUGAUAUGGAGAGGAGCUGGCAUGUCGAUACAAGGAGUUCGUACUUGUGGCGACUAUAUGUUCAGUGGUCAUACGGUGGCAUUAACCAUGUUAAACUUUUUCAUAACUGAAUACACUCCACGUGACAUAUAUUUGUUACAUACGUUCAGUUGGCUCUUAAAUAUGUUCGGUAUAUUUUUUAUACUUUCGGGUCAUGAACAUUACUCCAUUGAUGUAUUCAUCGCCUUUUACAUUACGUCAAGAUUAUUUCUAUACUACCAUACAUUAGCUAACAAUCAAGCAUUGAGCAACAACGUUGAUUCUUGUCGAACGCGAAUUUGGUUUCCAUUGUUUAGUUUCUUUGAAUCUUCAUGUAGUUGCAUGGUACCAAAUGAAUAUGAAUCGUUGACAGAAAUUGCGGAAAAUCUUGCGUGUUCAACUUACAACAACUAUUUAGUCAUUAAAUCAGCUAUCAAAACUCAGAUUUUGCUAUUGCGGGCACUGCCGUCCAAUCAAACAGUACAAAUUGGUCCAACUUCUUUAGUUGGCGCACGUGCAACAAUCAGGUCAAGAACACCGAUUGUUUUGAUUAAGAAAAAAGAUAAAUAAUCCAGAAUGCAAACGUGAACGCACAUAUUUUUUGUCUCGUUAUAAAUUCAAAAAGUUGAUUUUUUAGAUCGAUGCACAGAGUAUAUACUUAUAUUUAUAUUGAAUUAAAAAUAAUUAUUAAACAUUGAAUUUUGUGAUAUAAAUGUAAUAUUUGGAAGACUAUGAGCCAAAUAUGAUUAUAUUUUAUUAUUAUUCAUUUAGUUAUAUUCAUCAUUAUAUUGUUAUCAUAUUGUUGUAUGAACAACUUCUUAAUCACUUCCAUUUCCUCGGUAGUGUUUAAUAAUUUUCUAAUUCUAUACAUGAUUCCUACUACUUCAUUUUUUUUUUAUAUAAAACAAAAAUAUUAAUGAUACUAUUAGAUAUUUUUAAAUCUGUUAUUUUUUAAAUUUUUUAUUAUUUGUAAUGAAUUCCUAUAAGUAAUAAUUCCUAAUUAGUAGUUAUUUUAUUGUAUAUUUUAUGUUAAUGAAAAAGUUUACUGGUCUUCUUAGUAGGCACCUAAAAUAUAUUUUACUACAUACUUAAAAUUUAGUUAUUUUAUCAUAAACCAGUCAUCAUCAACAAUAUAUUUAAUAUUUCUACUAAAUGUAAAAAAAUAUUUUACCAACAAAUAAGUAUGUAUGUUGUUUAUGUAUGUUGUUAAAUAUUAUAUACAUGAUAUUAUAUUCAUACAUCAAAAUGAAUAUUUUUUUAUUUUUCUGCUACUUUUCCAAUUCAAUUGUUUAUUUUAAUAUUAUACUUAAGCAAUUUGAAUGAUAAAUAAAUAUAUUAUUUUCAGUAUAUUA